Penicillium brevicompactum is the source of this 1785-nucleotide messenger RNA. RefSeq names its product RAVE complex protein Rav1 C-terminal. The record is from RefSeq and is a predicted model, not a curated record. The coding region runs from base 1 to 1785 and encodes 594 amino acids. Gene Ontology annotation, cellular component: RAVE complex. The transcript has 6 exons. Gene Ontology annotation, biological process: vacuolar acidification. Lineage: Eukaryota; Fungi; Ascomycota; Eurotiomycetes; Eurotiales; Aspergillaceae.
AUGGGCAUUUGGUCAUCGGAGCUGGAAACCAGCUACAUUGAUGUUGGUGAUCGACUUGUGUCUGAACUCCGCAUGCCUUCAAGAGGGCUCUCUUCCGUCGAUCUCUUCGAUGUCGUCAGCCGUCUCAACGGCCCGUUGCCUGUCUUCCACCCUCAAUAUCUGGCACAGUGUAUUCUUUCUGGAAAGACCAACCUGGUACAUUCAAUUUUGCUAAACCUGCACAAAAAGCUGAAGUUUUACACGGAAGGUGAUGAGCUCGAUGGCUUCCUGGAGAUGCCCGUUGAAUACUUCUACAAGGAAGAUGCUGCGCAACAAUCGAACGCCAAAGAACUGCGCUCUUCCUAUCUUGACGUUAAUGAAGAGGAGAUUUCUUCGGUGAUGGACGAAAAGGCUGCAAGUGCACUUAACGAGUGCCUAGCGCGGAUUGCCCUGCCUCAGCUCUCAAGCCAUGAGCAAUUCCGCUUAGCAGAUACCAUCGAGUGUGUCGCUAUGGUUGACAAGCACCGACGAUCUAUGGAUGAUAAUGCGGCUCGCUAUCUUUUGUUCUUCCGACAGCAUAUGCUGCGAAAGAUCCAAGGAGUGGCUAACAAAGACACUGUCUCAUGGAGAGAGAUCGUUUGGGCUUACCACAGUAGCAGCCAGGACAUUUUGACAGACCUUGUGUCUCGACAGUUCAGUGCAAAAUUAACAUGGAAAGCAGCUCGGGAGAGUGGACUUUUCAUGUGGUUGUCAGAUCAAACAUCUGUGAAAGCACAACUUGAGAUACUUGCCCGGUGCGAAUACACCAAGACGGAAGAGAGAAACCCAACCGACUGCACGCUUUACUAUCUUGCCCUGAGGAAAAAGAACGUCUUACAGGGGCUUUGGCGGAUCGCACACUGGAAUCGUGAACAAGCAGCCACCCAGCGUCUCCUUGCCAAUGACUUUACCGAAGCGCGCUGGAAGACAUCGGCGCUCAAGAAUGCAUAUGCUUUACUUGGAAAACGGCGAUUCGAAUACGCCGCAUCUUUCUUCCUCCUGGCCGAUCAUCUUCGCGACGCUGCGAAUGUUCUCAUCAAUCAAAUGGGUGAUAUUCAACUUGCAAUUGCUAUAACUCGAGCUUACGAAGGGGACACUGGACCCGUUCUACGAGAGAUUCUCGAAGAGAGACUCCUUCCCCUAGCAGCUUCUGAGGGAAACCGCUGGAUGGCCUCUUGGGCUUUCUGGAUGUUGGGUAGACGGGAUAUGGCAGUGCGAGCACUGAUUUCACCGGUUGAGACUCUAUUAAUGCCGGGAACCCCUGCCACACCGGGUAGUCCAGGACGCGUCAAGCUUCAAUCAAAGUCUUAUCUUUCGAACGAUCCCGCAUUGGUGGUCUUAUAUCACCAGCUGCGCGCAAAGACCCUCCAAACUCUCAAGGGUGCGUCUAAAGUGCAUCCAAGAGAAGAAUGGGAAUUCGUUUGUCGCAAUGCCAGACUCUAUGAUCGUAUGGGAUGUGAUUUCCUCGCUCUGGAUCUCGUACGCCACUGGGAAUUCCUUGGUGGACUUCCUACCCAGGACUCUAUGAAGCCGGACACAUCCAUCCAGAUGAAUGGCGAUGAUGUCGACUAUCGGAAGCUACUUCGCCGGCGGAGCAGCCUCGUCGUUGCUGAUAUGCCGGUGAGGUUGGCAGAUACGGCACAAAAGCCCGCAGCGUCGGAGACACCGAAGGACGUCCCAACAGAGCAGUCGAAGCCAAAGCCAAAGGCGCCGACGAUGUUCCACGAGCCAGAUGCUAAUUCAUUGUUGGACAGCUUUGGAUUCUGA